GGAGUAGGGGCUGCUAAGAGUAUGGGGUUGGGGGUGCCUCUUUCCACUGCUGAAAACCAGGGCUCAUCUUUCCCUCCAAACCUGUCUCUCUUGCUUUAGCUCUUCAGCACCUGUUGCCUUCACUAGCAGCUUUUCCUCCUCCUCUUCCCUGCACUCCCCAGAACCAAAGAAUGUGAAGGGGGUCCAUGGAGGGCUCACGUCCCCGCGCCCCGGGCGGCCACUUAGCGCCCUCGCCGCCCGCCUUCGACGGCGAACUGGAUCUGCAGCGCUACUCCAACGGGCCAGGCGUGAGCGCCGGGUCUCCAGGGAUGGGAGCGGUGGGCUGGUCCGAGAGUCGUGCAGGCGAAAGGCGCUUCCCCUGCCCUGUAUGCGGGAAGCGCUUCCGCUUCAACUCUAUCCUGGCUUUGCACCUGCGGGCGCACCCAGGCGCCCAGGCCUUCCAGUGCCCGCACUGUGGCCACCGUGCAGCGCAGCGUGCCCUGCUACGCUCACAUCUGCGCACGCACCAGCCCGAGCGCCCGCGUAGCCCCGCCGCACGCCUGUUGCUGGAGUUGGAGGAGCGCGCGCUACUGCGCGAGGCCCGGCUGGGGAGAGCCCGAAGCUCAGGGGGCAUGCAGUCCACCCCUGCCACUGAGGGCCUGGCGCGGUCCCAGGCUCCUUCGUCGUCCGCCUUCCGUUGCCCCUUCUGCAAAGGCAAGUUUCGCACCGCGGCGGAGCGCGAACGCCACCUGCACAUCCUGCACAGGCCCUGGAAGUGCGGCCUGUGCAGUUUUGGCUCCAGCCAGGAGGAGGAGCUGCUGCAUCACAGCCUGACGGCCCACGGAGCUCCUGAGCGCCCCCUGGCGGCCAGCUCGGCCGCACCCCAGCCUCAGCCUCCACCCCAACCUGAACCCAGAUCAGUCCCAGAGUCUGAGCCGGAGCCUGAACGUGAGGCAGCCCCCGCCCCCGCUCCUGCCGCUCCCGAGGAGCCCCCCGCGCCCCCGGAGUUCCGCUGUCAAGUGUGUGGCCAGAGCUUUACGCAGUCCUGGUUUCUGAAGGGCCACAUGCGCAAGCACAAGGCCUCCUUCGAUCAUGCGUGUCCCGUGUGUGGCCGCUGCUUCAAGGAGCCCUGGUUCCUUAAGAACCACAUGAAGGUGCACGCCAGCAAGCUGGGCCCGCUGCGUGCCCCGGGGCCUGGUUCCGGGGCUGCCCGGGCCCCCCAGCCUCCUGACCUGGGCCUGCUGGCCUAUGAGCCGCUGGGCCCCGCGCUCCUCUUGGCCCCGGCGCCCACUCCCGCUGAGCGCCGUGAGCCUCCGAGCCUCCUGGGCUACCUGAGCCUGCGAGCGGGCGAGGCCCGGCCCAAUGGUGAGGGUGCCGAGCCUGGGGCUGGCCGCAGCUUCGGAAGCUUCCGCCCACUGCCCUCCGCUCUCCCGGCCCGGGCUCGCCGGCAUCGCGCCGAAGAGCCAGAGGAGGAAGAGGAGGUGGUGGAGGCGGAGGAGGAGACCUGGGCCCGCAGCAGGGCGUUGGGCCCUCUGGCUUCACUGCACCCGCGCCCAGGCGAGGGGCCAGGGCACUCUGCGCCUGCUGCGGGGACCCAAGCAAGGUCCACCGCCACGCAGGAAGAGAAUGGGCUAUUGGUUGGAGGGACCCGGCCUGAAGCGGGCCGGGGAGCCACAGGAAAGGAUUGCCCCUUCUGUGGAAAAUCUUUCCGCUCUGCGCAUCACCUUAAAGUGCACCUGCGAGUGCACACAGGCGAGCGCCCCUACAAGUGUCCGCACUGCGACUACGCGGGCACCCAGUCCGGCUCGCUCAAGUAUCACCUGCAGCGCCACCACCGAGAGCAGAGGAGCGGGGCGGGCCCCGGACCACCCCCGGAGCCGCCACCCCCUUCCCAGCGGGGUUCGGCACAGCAGGCACAGCAGUCGGGAGCCAAGCCGGCUCCGCAGCCUGCGACCUGGGUGGAGGGCGCGGCGAACCCCCGGCCUCCUUCGAGCGCGGCGCCGGGGUCCCGUCGGAAGCCCGCCAGUCCCGGGAGGACCCUGCGCAACGGGCGAGGCGGUGAGGCCGAACCCCUGGACCUGUCCCUGCGGGCGGGGCCGGGAGGCGAGGCUGGGCCGGGGGGUGCCCUCCACCGAUGCCUCUUCUGCCCCUUCGCCACUGGAGCCCCUGAGCUCAUGGCCUUGCACCUGCAAGUGCACCACAGCCGCAGGGCUCGGGGCCGCAGGCCGCCCCAGGCCGACGCGUCUCCGCCCUACGCCCCUGCACAAUCGGGAGAGACCCCUCCCAGCCCUCCGCAGGAAGGGGAGGAGGGCCCCGGGCUGUCGAGAUCGGGAGAGGCGGGGCUGGGGGGACAAGAACGGUAGGGAGCCCUCUUAGGGGCGGUUAGCUUAGUGAGCUCACCCCGCGGGAGCGGGGGAGCGCUAGAGGUAGUUGGGUAGAGCAGCCAGCAGGGGGCAGCGUGGGACCCAUAUCCCAGCCCCAGGCGGACCAGAGGUGGAGGGGGGUGGAGGGC
This is a messenger RNA of Neomonachus schauinslandi (Hawaiian monk seal), 2491 nucleotides long. It is a transcript of the gene ZNF219, whose product is annotated as zinc finger protein 219. Gene Ontology annotation, biological process: regulation of DNA-templated transcription. Gene Ontology annotation, cellular component: nucleus. Lineage: Eukaryota; Metazoa; Chordata; Mammalia; Carnivora; Phocidae. The record is from RefSeq and is a predicted model, not a curated record. The transcript has 4 exons. Gene Ontology annotation, molecular function: RNA polymerase II cis-regulatory region sequence-specific DNA binding; DNA-binding transcription factor activity, RNA polymerase II-specific. Bases 186 to 2342 code for a protein of 718 amino acids.